GUGACCAUCUUCAAGUCGGACGGCAUCUUCGCGCUGGUGAAGCUGCUGUCGAGCAGCGUCGAGUCGGUGCUCUUCUACGCCAUCACCACGCUGCACAAUCUGCUGCUGCACCAGGAGGGCAGCAAGCAGGUGGUCCGGCAGGCGGGCGGCCUGCAGAAGAUGGUGCAGCUGCUCGCCCGGGACAACUACAAGUUCCUCGCCAUCGUCACCGACUGUCUGCAGAUUCUCGCCUACGGCAACCAGGAGGCGAAGCUGAUCAUCCUGGCGAGCGGCGGGCCGCAAGAGCUGGUGCGCAUCAUGCGCCAGCACACCUACGAGAAGCUGCUCUGGACUACGAGUCGCGUCCUCAAGGUGCUCUCCGUCUGCUCCAGCAACAAGCCCUCCAUUGUGCAGUACGGCGGCAUGCAGGCACUCGCCAACCACCUCACCCACCAGAGCCAGCGGCUGGUGCUCAACUGUCUGUGGACGCUGCGCAAUCUGUCCGAUGCGGCCACUCGAUGCGAACAGCUGGAGACGCUGCUCCAGAACCUCGUCCAGCUGCUGAACACCACUGACAUCAACAUCGUGACCUGUGCGGCAGGCAUCCUCUCCAAUCUGACUUGCAACAAUCAGAACAACAAGACCAUCGUCUGCAAUGUGGGCGGCAUUGAGGCGCUGGUGCGGACGAUCAUCCAGGCGGGCAACCACGAGGAGAUCACCGAGCCGGCGGUCUGCGCCCUCCGCCACCUCACCUCGCGGCACGCCGAGUCGGAGAUGGCGCAGAAUGCCGUCCGCCUGCACUACGGCCUGCCCGUCAUCGUCAAUCUGCUGAACCACCCCAGUCGGUGGCCGCUGAUCAAGGCCGGCGUCGGUCUGAUCCGCAACCUGGCGCUCUGCACGGCGAACCACGCGCCGCUGCGCGACCACCACGCCAUACCGCGCCUGGUGCAGCUGCUCAACAAGGCCUACCAGGAGAUCCGCAACCGAAACAGUCUGGCCUCCUCGGCCAAUGGUGGCGGCGCCGGCGGUGGCGCUGGUGCUGCCAACGGCGGUGCUGGCAGUCAGAGUGGCUCCGGCACUGCCCUCACCGACGGCGUGCGCAUGGACGAGAUCGUGGAGGGCACGGUGGGCGCGCUGCAGACGCUGGCGAAGGACCCGGAAAAUCGGGCGGUCAUUCGCCGGCAGAACGUCAUUCCCACCUUUGUGCAGCUGCUGUACAGCGACAUGGAGAACAUCCAACGUGUCGCCGUGGGAGUGCUCUGUGAGCUGGCCAGUGAUAAGGAGGGAGCCGAGAUGAUCGAGGCAGCGGACGCCACCUCGCCGCUGACACAGCUGAUGCAGUCGCGCAAUGACGGCAUCGUCACCUACGCUGCGGCGGUUCUCUUCCGCAUGUCCGGUGAGAAGUCGCCCGAGUACAAGAAGCGCCUCUCAAUGGAGCUAGGAACGGUCUUCCGCGAUGAUGGCACUGGAAUGGGCGCCGGCGUCGGCUGGGGCGUGAACGGUCCCAACCUCGACCUGGUCGACAUGAACGGUCUCAUGGGCGGCGAUGAAAUGGCCGCCUUUGGGGAUCCCAUGUACGCCCACCACGGCCCACCACAGGGCACCCACCAGGGGCCGCCUAGUGUGGCCUCCUCGGUGCGCAACCCAUAUCACCACCAGCAGCCAUUCGAUGCUCAGAUGAUGGACACAAUGGUUAACCACGGUGGAUACGGUCACACUGGCAUGCAGGGACCAAUGGACGUGCCGAUGGACAUUGGCGAUGGCAUGGCCUUUGAGUCGAAUGCAGCCAUGCAGCAGGGCGGCAACCCGCAAGCGCAACAAGGUCAACAGGGACAAGGAAUGGGACAGGGCCAGAUGGGCAAUUG
Molecule: messenger RNA, 1844 nt
Organism: Rhagoletis zephyria (snowberry fruit fly)
Lineage: Eukaryota; Metazoa; Arthropoda; Insecta; Diptera; Tephritidae
Product: armadillo segment polarity protein-like
Biological process (GO): cell adhesion
Molecular function (GO): cadherin binding
Source: RefSeq, a predicted model, not a curated record